AUGUAUCAUAAUAAGGUUCUUGUUUUUUUUAAGCCAUUAGAAGACCAAGUGUUAUCACAAAAAUUAAGUCAGUUAUCCAUGACUUCCUUUCGAACACCUGAACAUCUUAUUGAAAUCACUGAAGAUCAGGUUGAAAAUAUCCCGUAUUAUUUAACCAAAGAAAGUAAAUCUUUCCAACAAAUAACCAGUGAUUUAUCAUCGAGUGAAUUAAUCGAAGAACUACGACAACUGGCCAUUUUGAUACAUGAACUUUUAAUGAUCGAGUUUCACAAAUCACUUUGGACAAUCUAUUUGAAAUCAGGUACAGGUCAACUCCAAUUAAAUCAAAUGGAUCAUCAUCAUCAUCCUAUUCAACCACAUCUUUGGCCCUUGGAAGUUCAAAAAC
Messenger RNA from Rotaria sp. Silwood2, 385 nucleotides. Lineage: Eukaryota; Metazoa; Rotifera; Eurotatoria; Philodinida; Philodinidae. The record is from the annotation of a GenBank genome assembly.